Messenger RNA from Fomitopsis serialis, 633 nucleotides. RefSeq lists its product as uncharacterized. Bases 1 to 633 code for a protein of 210 amino acids. The transcript is spliced from 4 exons. The record is from RefSeq and is a predicted model, not a curated record. NCBI's taxonomy places the organism in Eukaryota, Fungi, Basidiomycota, Agaricomycetes, Polyporales, Fomitopsidaceae.
AUGCCUCUCGUCCACGGCACUUGGUCGCUCGCUAUCUGGCUCUGCUCUCACUGGCAAGUGGUUCUCCUCGUCAGCCGCCCCGGAUUCUGGAUGCCGACGCCACAUGGACGCCACUCGUGGACAAAGGGCGCGCAUCGUCGCGCACAAAGUCUCUGUCUGGGCCUGUUCCGCUUGUCCGACCUCCUGCGUUCGAGUCAAAUGUCCUCGGUGGUGAUCAUAUUCAGUGACAUUGGCCAAGUGGCAAGAUACGCGCCGCAACAGAGCGCGUCGACUGAGUGUGUGAUGGUCAAACGCCAGAUGCUGUGGCUGCCCCAAGAGCUCGACAUCGGGCGAAGGGUCAAGCGCCGCAAGGUAAAGGAGGCUGGCCUCAAGGGUGCUCGAACGAGCGAAGGGUCAAGCGCCACAAGAGAAAACGGGGCUAGCUUCAAGGGCUCUGGCAAGAGCGAAGGGUCAAGCGCCACAAGGACAUGGCUGCGUCUAGUGCAAGAGCAGCAAGUUGGGCCACCCGAGGGCGGGCGGGCAUCGCGGGGACGCGGUGUCUGUCCGGGCGCGGACCUUUACGUGGUCCUCGGGAUAAGUUUUGGGGGAUACACGAAGCGUUGGGGUGGAGUUGAGAAGCCGAGUACCAGCUAA